Messenger RNA from Microplitis demolitor, 985 nucleotides. Its product is annotated as UPF0193 protein EVG1 homolog. The coding region runs from base 235 to 921 and encodes 228 amino acids. NCBI's taxonomy places the organism in Eukaryota, Metazoa, Arthropoda, Insecta, Hymenoptera, Braconidae. The record is from RefSeq and is a predicted model, not a curated record. The transcript is spliced from 5 exons.
UCGAGUUGCCAUGGAAACUAUUCGUAUAAAUUUCUAGCAAACGAAACUAAUAAACUAAAAUUAUAAAACACAAUUAAUGGAAGCUCCAUUGUAGCGAAUAUACUGAAUAAUGAUUUAAAUAAAAUAAGUUAUUUGAAGGAAAUAUUGGAAGUGUACAUAUUUAUAGAGUAAUAAAAUUGGGGAAAUAUUGAAUAGAAGUUGAACAAAUAAAAAUAUAAGUAUAUAUAAAAUACAAUGGAGCGAAAGGAACAACGAGUUGAACUCGGGGUCGGAGCAUUUCAUAAUCUACCACGAGCUCAGUACAGCGAAGAAACUCGACAACUCAUUAAAAUUUUGAUGGAAGAAUCAAAGUUAUCAAUGCUGCAAAGAAAGUCUAUACAGAAUGCAGUAAAUCGUGGGGAAUCAUUGCCACCUAUUUCACGUUCAUCUUCUGCGCCAGUUAAUCACACACGUGUAAUUCCAUCUUCAUAUUGGAAAAGAAGAUCUCAAGAAGUUAUCGUAAAUAGUGGAGCUUAUGAACGAGAGCAAUAUAGACGUACUACACCAUUAUUGAAUAAAGAGAAACAGAAACGUCAUUUGGCAUGCAUGAUGGCAUUUGGCAAAGAUAUGCCAGAGACUCCACAUGGUCCGGCGAUCCGUCAUAAGCCGAAAAAAGGUCCAUUACCUCCGAAUAGUGAUGAUAUUUUAGAAGACUUAACACGAGGUAUAAAAGAACGUAUUGAAUUUCUGCAUGACAUGGAGCAUUUGGGUCUCGGGAAAAAGUACCAGCCAAUAAUUCACCAAGAGAUCGCAGAAAAAAUAAGAAUAAUUGAAUCAUUAGACGGUCACAAAGCUGCGGAAAUCGAUAGAUAUGUUGAAGGAUUUAAGUACAAGCAGCCAUCACCAAAACCUUUUCCACUGGGGGAACUUAACGAGUCGUGACUACAUUACUACUUUAUAUAUUCUAUAGAAGUAUUAAUACAUCUUAAUAAAUAUUUAUAUUUAA